UUGACUUUAAUCACCGAAGAAGAUACGAAUGAGGGAGCAUUUUUUUGUGUUUUUUGUUUGUUUUGGGGUGGCUUCAGCACUCCAUCCCAACUAUAAAAAUAUAAUUUAAUAUAAAUAUAAAAAUAUUAUAUACAAGUGUGUAUUGAGUUCUGAAUCGAGGAGCAAGAGGAACUAUUAAGUGAGUGCAGGUAAACAGUGGCGGGGUUACCAAGGAGACGUUAGCUGUGAUGCUAGCAGUUAGACGCUAACUCCUAUCUGACAUGGCGGAGCUUCACAUAAUCGGUCAGCUCGUCGGUGCUUCGGGUUUCCCUCAGAGCAGCCUCUUUUGCAAAUGGGGUGUCCACACCGGAGGAGCAUGGCGUCUUCUCUCCGGCUUGAAGCACGGUCAGACUCAAGUGGACAACCCUCAAACAGGAGACAUGGCGUACUGGAGCCACCCCAUUGACGUGCAUUACGCCACCAAGGGGCUCCAAGGCUGGCCCAAGCUUCACCUCCAGGUAUGGAACCAGGACUCCUUCGGCCGCUGCCAGCUUUUCGGGUACGGUUACUGCCACGUCCCAUCCAGCCCGGGACACCAUCGAAUAAGCUGUGCCACCUGGAGACCUCUCGGUUCCUGGCAGGAGCAGCUAUCGCAAAUGUUUGUCGGCGGAGGACUCCAGCUCAGGAGCCCGGACCUUAUCUACGGGGAGGCGGACAGGUAUAGACUGCACACCGCCGCCAUGGGGACCGUGGAGCUGGAGCUUAACAUCAUCAUGAGACACUUUGACAAAUAUGGCGUGGACACUUAAUGUUGAUCACAUUUCCCAUUCGGAUUUUUUAUUUGGACUAAAAGAUGUGUGCUUUUCUGUACUUAUUUUUUACUUUUAUAUUCAUACAAUAUGUAUUAUUAUUAUUAUUGUUGUUGUUAAUGUUAAUUUAUAUUAAUAUAAUAAUAAUAGUAUAUAAUAAUAUUAUAUCAUAUAUUAUAUAAUAAUAUUAUUAUUUUUUUAUACAAUAAUUUUGACCAAUGGACUAAAAUGUGUGUUUUUCUGUACUUAUUUUUUACUUUUAUAUUCAUACAAUAUUUAUUAUUGUUAUUAUUAUUGUUGUUGUUGUUAAUAUUAAUUUAUAUGAAUACAAUAAUAAUAUUAUAUAAUAAUAAUAAUGUAUUAUCUAAUAUUAUUAUUAUUUUUAUACAAUAAUUUUGACCAAUGGACUAAAAGAUGUGUCUUUUUUGUACUUAUUUUUUACUUUUAUAUUCAUACAAUAUUUAUUAUUAUUAUUACUGUUAAUAUUCAUAUAAUAAUAUGAUAUAAUAUAUUAUUUUUAUUACUACUAUCAUUAUACAAUAAUUCUGACCAAUUUAAAGUCAAAUAUCACACAAUAGUGUCACAUUUUAAUGAUUUUAAGAUGUGUAGCAAAGCCUGCUUUCUUUACAAAGCUGUCCACCAGUGUGUCAGUGGUGGGUGUGUCAGCCUACACUGGUGGGCUCAUCUAGCGAGAGCCAGCCAUCCCAUCACAGACUGGGGGGGAUUAAAUAAACAAGUGUGCUGUUGGUUUAAAGCUGCUCCGGGCCUUCAUUAGGAACUAAUCUUCCCCUGAAAAGGUUUUUCCUCCCCGCUGCUUCAACCUGUAUUCAGAUGCUAUGCGCUUCAUCUGCAUGACAACGUGACACAGAUUACACUAAUAGCCUUAGCAUUAAUCUGGAUCAUUAUUAUUAUUGCCGUCUUUAUCACCGUGGCUUCUUCUGGGCUCAUUUUCUACUUUGGCAGUUUUGAAGAAAGGAUGGUGAUUCUGCUUUGUGUUGUGCAGCAACUUAUGCACAUCUUGACCCAAAGACACUGAACCUCAACAACUUUUGUCAAUAUUUUUGUUUAAUUUCGAUGCAGCAUUUCACUCACUACACUUAAAUUAAUUAAGUAUUAAUGUAUUUUUUGUUUUGUUUCUUUCUCAUGAUAUUAUAAAAAACUAAAAUAUUUGUUUCCUAAUAAUGCAAUACAUAACAUUACAACUUUUGUCUCGUAAGAUUACCAUUUUUAUAUGUUAUUACUUUAAUCAUGUUUUGACCUUACUCUCAUACAAUGAUUGCUCUUUCUUCCAUAUUUCCUGUGUUUUUUUGUACUAUUCCUGUUUAAUUUUAUGUUUACAAUAUGCCGAGAGUGAUUGAAAAAGUCACUGCGGGCCACAAAUGGCCCCCGGGCUGUACUUUGGUCACUACAAGAACAUGUUUUUUUUUGUUUGUUUUGUUUUUUUGUUUGUUUUUUUCAGUGGUGUACAUUAAUUUACCCUAAUUAUGUGAUUUAGACCAUUUCAAAAGCAGGGUUACUUUAUAUUAUAUUUUGCAGUACAGUACACCAUAACUUGCAAACUACAAGCACAAUAGUAAACAUAUUGUUAAAUGAAUACUUAAAUGAAAACAAUGGAGUUUUUGAUACCUGUCUUGAUGUAUGUCUUAUAUAUCAGAUGGAUUAGAUAGUAGAAAACCUAAUUUCAUUUCAUAUAAACUAAAAUGAAAGCAGAUUAGCAUGCCCCUGUAGUCCUGCAGAGUUGUGACAUUAUUUUGUUGAACUAACCCCACUAAGAAUUCAAACGUGUUGUCUUUAAAACUCUCUCUCACACACACACGCAGCAGAUUAGCUGCUGUUUGGAACCUCAGGGGAUCUCAUUCACAUGGAAAAGAAGCACGUCUUCUUUCUCAUUGGUAGCCGGUGUCAUUAAGUCCUUGGCUCUCAUUUAAACAUGCGGUGUGGACCUGCUGCUUCACACAUUUGCUCACAUUGAAGACGCCAGGAACAUCUCAUUCAACAUACACAUUUCAAUGUGUACCUUUUGGAAAGGAGAGCUUAUUUUGUAGUUCAUAGUUAAAAAAAACAUUCAUACUAAGCCGAAGUUUUUGCAAACCAAAGUAUGUUUUCCA
Molecule: messenger RNA, 2896 nt
Organism: Doryrhamphus excisus (bluestripe pipefish)
Lineage: Eukaryota; Metazoa; Chordata; Actinopteri; Syngnathiformes; Syngnathidae
Source: RefSeq, a predicted model, not a curated record